Molecule: messenger RNA, 1590 nt
Organism: Amaranthus tricolor (Joseph's coat)
Lineage: Eukaryota; Viridiplantae; Streptophyta; Magnoliopsida; Caryophyllales; Amaranthaceae
Exons: 6
Coding region: 1-1590 (529 amino acids)
Source: RefSeq, a predicted model, not a curated record
AUGGCAAGGACACAGAAUGCCGCACUCGCUGCCGCCCUCCCGCACGGCCGCACCACGCCACCGCCGGGCACCGGCUGCUUCUCGCCUGCUCCAUCACAGACGUUGUCGGUGCUGCUGCCUGUUGCCUGCUUCAGUGAAGCCCUGGUGUGCCUUCUGAAAAAGGCUGAUGACAUGAAUCUAAUUGAGGCAGUUCAUAUUGGAAAAAGCCUAAAACACCUUCAAUUCGUUUAUGACACUCUCAUUUUUGCCCCCAGGAACCCCAGGGUCAUUACGAACUACUUCAGAAUCCUUGACGUUUUUGCUAUGAUGUCUGGUUUGACUCUGAAUUAUAGCAAAUCAUGCUUUUUAUUCUGGAAUGUCAGCGAUCAUGCUUGUGCUGGUGAAACUGCUAGAAAUAUGGGAUGCUCUCAUUCAAUGUGUCCGUUUACUUAUCUGGGAUUCUCUCUUGGAGAUCAUAUGAAUAAACUCUCGGCUUGGAAACCAGUGAUGGAGAAAAUACAGAAUAGACUAGCUUCGUGGAAAGCAAAAAUCUUAUCUAGAGCCGGAAGAUUAACUCUCAUAAAAAGUGUUCUUAACAGCCUACCUCUGUAUUUUAUGAGUAUGCUUAAAAUGCCGAAAGCCAUUGCUAUGAAAAUAGUUAGUUUACAAAGAAAUAUCUUCUGGAGUGGAGUAUCUAGUGAAAAGAUGGGCUGUCCUAGGAUUAAAUGGUCCGAUAUCGAACUACCAAAAGAAAUGGGAGGUCUUGGGUUCUCCGAAUCUGAUAAUACUCUGUGGAAAAGAAUUCUGAACUCUAUACAUAAUAUCAAGGGGCUUAAAGCAUCGGAGGAUACUUUUCAAAAGGUCAAAGAUGGUACAUGGGCUCACCUUCUAAGUAUUGAUGCCGACACAUCCAAAAAGAGAUCAAUCAUAGAAGAAGGUAUGCUUGUGAAAAUUGAAAUGGGAAACUCGGUCCGUUUUUGGCAUGAUAGGUGGUGUGAAGUCGGAUCGCUAAAAAGGGCAUUCCCAAGAUUAAACCUGUACGAAUGGGAAAAUGACGACGUGUCAAGGCUCAAAAACCGUAUUAAACAGUUUAGACCAGAUAGGGACAGGGAAGAUAGUGUGGUCAUGAAACACUCGGGUAACUUGCUCUAUCCUACAAAGAGCAUUGAGAAACUUAAAACGGGUGAUUUUCUUGUAGAAAAGGGGAUUAUUGACGCUCAGCUUGCCGUUUGCCCAUUCUACAACAUAGAUACAGAGUCAAAUUCUCAUAUUCUGUUUACAUGCAGUUUAUCCUGGAGGGUCUGGAUGGAAAUGUUGAAAUGGUGGGGCAUCUCUGCAAUUCUCCACAACCGAUGUAAAAACUUUAGUUCAGAGUGGUUUGGUCUGGUAAAGAGCCGAAAGUGUCGAAAUCUGUGGGGCCUUGUUCUAGGCUGCGUUAUAUGGUCUCUAUGGUAUGAAAGAAAUAAAAUCAAAUUCGAAAGGAGACUCACAAAUCUGCACAAGUUUAACUACAAUCUGAAAGUCAGAAUAGGAAUAUGGGCAAAGAAAAUGCUGGGACUAACUGUUAUACCACCCCAUGGAGUAUCCGAUAAUAUAGGCAUCUCUCUGUAG